This is a messenger RNA of Aegilops tauschii subsp. strangulata, 393 nucleotides long. RefSeq lists its product as uncharacterized. The record is from RefSeq and is a predicted model, not a curated record. Gene Ontology annotation, biological process: intracellular protein transport. Gene Ontology annotation, cellular component: Sec61 translocon complex. NCBI's taxonomy places the organism in Eukaryota, Viridiplantae, Streptophyta, Magnoliopsida, Poales, Poaceae.
AUAAAAGAAGAUGGUGGCUAAUGGCGAUGCACCUGCAAGAGGGAGUGCAGCUGCAGCUGCAAGCUUGCGCAGACGUAGAACCACCAGUGGUGCUGCCGCUGCUGGAGGUGGUGGCGGCGCCAGUACAAUGCUUCAGUUCUACACUGAUGAGGCUGCUGGGCGCAAGAUGUCCCCAAAUGCUGUUCUGAUCAUGAGCAUAGGGUUUAUUGCCGUCGUUGCCGUACUCCAUGUUUUCGGCAAGCUGUACCGCACCCCUAAUUAGGUUCCAUAUAUACAACCUGAGUUUAUGUGUCUAUGAAUAGCGAAGUCGUAGACUUUGCAUAGGAAAUGACUGUCGGGUCCUGAAAAGAUUUACCUUAUAAUACUGAGAUGAUAUUGUCGAAUCUUUUGCAA